CAUCCCAACAUUCCCCUGUACUCAGUCAAAAUGCCCGGCUCUUCCCACAUCGAGAACUACGACCAGUCCACCUACUGGACCGCGCCCACGCAGAACUUCCGGUCAUCUGCCCGCUUGCAUCUCCAACACUUCCUAUACCAGAACACCUUGGGCUAUCUUCUGGCGCCAACCGUCGAGCAGGCCGUGACCGCGUCUCAGCAGGAGCAGCCGCUGAAAAUCGCCGACCUUGCUUGCGGCAACGGCGUGUGGCUGACAGAGCUGCACUCGCACCUGGAGAAGCAGAACAUCGCUGCGCAGCUGGACGGCUUCGACAUUAACCCGAUCAACUUCCCAGCCGCAGCAUACCUUCCGGCCUCCGUGACGCUGCAGCAGCUGGACAUUCUCGCACGGCCGAUCCCUGCAUCGAUCCACGGCAUCUACGACGUGGUGCACAUCCGCGCCUUCGCCAGCGUGAUCCCAGACUCGGACCUUACCCCCAUGCUCUCCGUGGCGUCCGCGCUCCUCAAACCCGGCGGCUACCUGCAAUGGGAGGAGAACCGCGGCGACCUGUUCCUGGUCCAGGCGCCGGCCCCUGAUGUCUCUCAAGCAGCGUGCGACCGUGUGUCGCAGGUGCUCCAGGGCGGGCUCAAGGCCAAGGGCAUCAGUAACGCCUGGGUGGACGAGCUCGACUCCCAUCUCGCGCGGUUUGGGCUGCAAAACGCGCAACUUCUCGUUCACGACAAACGCAAGCAAGACUUCAAGGGUUGGACUGAGGACUACCUAAUUGUGUGGGAGGAAUUGACGGCCUUAUUCCCGCCCAAGGCCGACGCCCCGUAUGCGCCUGUCUCGCGUGAGGCCUGGUUGCAGAUGUUUGCUGCGGCUGUUAAGGAAACGGAACAGGGCGUCGUCGUUCAUCAGGGCAGGAUCUCGACGGCUGUUGGCCAGAAGCCGCUGUGAUGAGCUUUCUUUGUUGCGAGGGGGCUUUAUAGCUAGACUUGGUGAGAUCAGACUGUAUGCAAUCAAUGUUAGUGAAUGUGUUUCCUAAGCCGGUAUCGAGGAGGCAGCCCUCCUGCUUCUAGGACAAACAGCAAGCCACUUCCCUAAUCCUCAGCUCGGAAGGUGGAUCUUUUUAGGUGAAUGUAAGGAUUCGAAGCUCGACAUACCGAAAUAUAUUUUCCGCGGAUGGAGUUAAG
Aspergillus homomorphus CBS 101889 is the source of this 1172-nucleotide messenger RNA. Its product is annotated as class I SAM-dependent methyltransferase. NCBI's taxonomy places the organism in Eukaryota, Fungi, Ascomycota, Eurotiomycetes, Eurotiales, Aspergillaceae. Bases 31 to 936 code for a protein of 301 amino acids. The record is from RefSeq and is a predicted model, not a curated record. The transcript has a single exon.